Messenger RNA from Rotaria sp. Silwood1, 240 nucleotides. NCBI's taxonomy places the organism in Eukaryota, Metazoa, Rotifera, Eurotatoria, Philodinida, Philodinidae. The record is from the annotation of a GenBank genome assembly.
AUGCUUGAUGUUGUUAGAAAUGAAUUUCUUGCAUUUGAAAUUCGAAUUAAUAAUAUAACACUGGAUUUUGAAGUUGGUGCUUUUACUACAAGAAUAUUUAUAAUGAAUUUAUUAAAUCAUUCUGAACGAUAUCCAUAUGCUUUUAAUAUUGUUACUGGAACAACAUUUCAUUUUAUUAUGCGAAUAAUUAUUGUUAAAAUUAUGCGAUUGCUUCGAUAUAGAAAAAUUCAAUUACAUUGA